AUGUCGCCGGAGCUGUUCAAUGAAGUUGACAUCAUCGAGAAGCAUUACAACUUUAGGAAGCCAGAAGGAGGAAUCACACUAGACGAGAAUGAAGAGAACAAACUUAUCCAAUUAAUGACAAUAUGCAAAAACAAAAUCGAGGGAGGAGUAGAAGAGCGUGAAGCUAAGCUGAAUAACUACAUAAAGGCGCUGAAAAUUCUCAUCUUUUAUAUCCCACAUAACGAUUCGAUUAAAAAAAAGAUAACGGAAAGGAAAACAUACCAGAAUUUAUUUUUAGGAAGGCAAAAUAAUGCUGACGAUGUGAAUAGCUUAAGCGGAAAUCGAAGUAGUGACCUGGAAAACGUGGACAAAUACGAAUUAAUAUUUUUAAUUAAUUUAGUAACCCACAAUGAAAACAGCUCGGAAAUAUUUGCAUUUCUGUACCCCUUUUAUUUUUAUCAUAUUAUCAUGAAUGAGCUUAAUAAGGAUUACAUUUUUAUGCUUCUGAACAAUUUUAUAAUAAACGACAGAACGUAUGAGCAGCUUUGCACAGUGCAAGAUUUUUCCUUUGUUCUUUUUUUGUCCCUUUGGGAUUUUUAAAUGAACGAAAAUGUGUUUUUUUUCAAGAAAAAUAUUGUACUGAGCAAGUGGAAAAUUGCUCACCGGGGGAAUAACAAAAAUUAUUUAUUCAAAUACAUCGCAUUGAUGUUUAAACUCAUUUACGAAGUAGUGUACAACAUCCUUGAUGAAAAAAACUUGGAAUCAGAACAAAUUUGCAAAUACCAAAAUGUAUACAAAAACACCGUUGAGCACAUAAAGGAAAGUCUAACGUACAUAAAUGACGUAAACUAUUUUGACAACUUCCAAGAUGCGCACAUCGAAUUGUAUCACAAAAAUGUUCUAUUCAUGGAUAUGUUCGUAUAUCAUAAAAAAAAAUUCAAACUGGACUACCUCUCUUGUCCAGAAAAAAAAAACUUUGUUGACAUUAUUUUUACCUACUUAAAAACGAUUUUGCGAGUGCGAAGUGACCAUUUAUCGAAAAAGGAGGAAAUGCUUUAUCAUAAAUUUGUUUUAAACAGAUACAUCCUUAGCUUCGUGGCUAACUUUUCCUCAAAUCCAGCAGUGUCGAAUUAUAUCAAACAGAUUAACGGCCUCGACGUUUUGAGAAAAUUCAUGUACAUUGACGAUAGGGACACUUGUCUAGCAGAAUAUUCCAUUUUGGCCAUUAAACACAUUAAGGAAAAUGAAAACUUGGACGAUUUAUAA
Messenger RNA from Plasmodium cynomolgi strain B, 1245 nucleotides. RefSeq lists its product as hypothetical. NCBI's taxonomy places the organism in Eukaryota, Apicomplexa, Aconoidasida, Haemosporida, Plasmodiidae. Bases 580 to 1245 code for a protein of 221 amino acids. The record is from RefSeq and is a predicted model, not a curated record. The transcript is spliced from 6 exons.